This is a messenger RNA of Effrenium voratum, 1569 nucleotides long. The record is from the annotation of a GenBank genome assembly. NCBI's taxonomy places the organism in Eukaryota, Dinophyceae, Suessiales, Symbiodiniaceae.
AUGCGAGUGCUGGCAGCGCUGGCGGGGUGGGCCAUUUUCGUUUGGCACGCGGGCGCCGCGCGAUGGGAAUCCCGGGGGUCCUCGAAGCAGGUCUUGAAGAUCCGCGUGUUCUGGGUUCGGCACGGGCUGUCCUGUGCCAACGUGCUCCAGUACAAGUGCAGCAAGGACCCGGGCCAAGUGGAGGACUUCUUUCAAGACCAUCGGGGCGAGCUUGAGGCGUCGCUGCGGAAGCACUUCGGCCUUUCAGGGGCCCGGAACGGCGGCGCUGCGGAGGAGCGGCGCCUGGGCAGAAACUUCUCAGAGCAGGCGCAGCUGGAUGAGGGCUACAAGAUCAAGUCCUCGGGCGCCGAUGCCUUCUGCGGCUUUCAGGAGCUGGCCAACGAAGAUGCAGACCCUGCCAAGGGCCCAGGCGUAUGCAGCUGCAUGGUGGAGAGGUUUCCAGGCGACACGGAGCUGCACGAGUGGAUGGGCAAGAAAUCCCCCAGCUGCGCCCAAAGCUGCCAAGAGCCCAACUGCUGCGGGGGCAUCAUUCCCCUCCACGGCCUCUACCAGGAUCCUUUGCUUACAGACUGCGCCGCCUUCCAGUCUCAGCAGGCCGGGCGCCGCUUUUUGGAGCACCUGGCGAACAUCGGCUUCCCGCAGCUGGACUUUGUGGGCUCCAGCAAUCUCAUGCGCGCCAUGGAGACGGCCUACAACAUGUUCUUCUUGGGCCCCAAGGGCAACGAGACCUUGGCAUCGCUGGUGCCUGCGCAGUUGACGCCAAUGCCCUACAUGAUAGAGAAGCACCACGGGGAGCACGGCUUCGUGCAGAUGGACAACAUCCCUUUCGAGUCUGAAGAGCAGCUGCAGAUCCUGCAGGAGCUUCACCCUGAGCUCAUGGAGGUGCUUGACCUCAGAUUUCGGGAGGAGAACUUUCCUGCGGACAUGCAGCACUGGGAGAAGUUCAAAGCAGUGCUCGCGCUGGAGCUGGUGCCAAGACUCCGCCCGGAGUUGAGGCCGGCGGCUUCUUUGCGUCCGGUGCUGGAGGAGGGAGCUUUGGAUUUGGAAUCCCACGCCGGGCACCGAGGCGCGAUGUCCAACGGCCUGCACUGGACGGACUCAAUGAAGGAGCACUACAGCCUCGGCGAGGAUUUCGAUUUGGACGACUACUUGGCCACCUCCUCGUCGCCAGGCUUGCGGGAGUUGAAUGUGGCAUUGGUGGGCCACAGCCAGACGAUGAUGGAGUACUGCUUCCGCGAGAAGCCGGCGAUGAACAACGGCAUCUACGAGAAGCUGUUUAUCCUGGAGAUUGACGAGGAUCUUGCGAGCACAUCCCGACAUGUCACCAUGAGGGAGCUUGCAGCGGACGGGGUGCGGCUGGCUGACGGAUCCGCGGUGGGAUGCCGGGAGGUGAUGUCGGUGCCAGAGAUGGUGAAGGACUUCGAAGCUCGGGACGUGCAGACCUGCGCCAAAGGCCCCUGGAACCCUUUGGAGAUCCUGCGCCUCAAGCAAGACAGCAGCGGACUCUCUGCGUGUGAGCGGCCCUUCACCGAAGAUCGCUUCGCCUUCCCCAGUGAUCUGCCAAAGUAA